AUGGGAAGGCCGACGGGUCGAGCCGUCGCGUGCAGAGACCGGUCUGUCUGCCGGGUUUCGCCACCAUCCUCUGCGCUGUCGUCCGUCCGUGCUCCGCGGCGCAGCGCCCCAGAGCUGCCUCCUCUCGCUUUGAUCUCGAUGAGAGUCUCGAUCUCCGACCUGUCCGCAGCCCAGUCGCCGCCGGCCGGCGGUGACUCUCCCUCUACCGCCGCGGCUGGGUCACCUGCAGCUGAUACGAGGGGCGCCGACUGCGGGCCUCGCGAACUGGCAAAAUCAGCCUCACUGUCUGUCGCAGCUUUCCAGCGAGACGACGAGGCCAACCGAGCAGACUCUGCUCAAGAGACGGCCGAGCCGACGCCGCGGUCGCUCGGUCCCACUGAGCACAGCGAUGGGGACUUCUCCGCCGCAGAAGCGCUGGAGCGCGACUCGAGCACUGAGGAGGCACGCCACGCGUCCGCGUGGCGUGGCGCCCCAAGGCAGGCGCGCGUGGAAUCGAGCCGAAGCUGCGGGCUGGACUCGCGCCUCGCUCUCUUCCGCGGCGACAUGCGCCACCGGCAGGGACACACCGCUGAGCCAGAGACACGCGCCGCCGCCGCCCUCGUCGCUGUCAGCAGCGGGCUGCCCUCCACCGCAGGGGACAGCGAGGAAUCCGCCACGCCUCGCCAGCUCGACGCUGACGCGGUUGCGCCUUCUAGGGGCGAUUUGGCGGCAGGCUGCUGCGCCUCGCCUCGGCGCCCGCCGUUGCUGACGCUUCCACCGACGCCCCAGACAGGCCUCUCGGCCGGUGAGGACGCCUGCGAGGGCGCGACGACGAGCCGGAGGAGCGAGGAGGAGCGCAGGCGCAUGGCUGAUCUGCUGUCCUCCACGAGCGCGGUCAUGACGCAGCGUCUGCACGUUUUGAAGCAGAGCAUGGAGACGAAGGAAGCGAUGAUUGACGCACUCCUCGUCCGCUGUCGAGAGCGCGAAGACGAGCUGGAGAGCGUCAACGCGCUGCUCGUGCCGCUGAUGGCUGAAAACGCCGAGUUGAAAGCAGAGCUCGAGACGCGGAAGCAAGACAUCGAAGAGAAGGACAUGGAGCUCUCAGCCCUGCGCCACGCCUUGCACGCGUGCCUUCGAAAACCGCCGGUCAGCCACGUCCCUGGCGCAGACGAGACGCGCGUGGUUUCUGGCGGCGGAGAACGCCAACAGAGCCUGCAGCGCGAAUGGUGGGGGAUUGAAGAGGAGACCGAGAGAGCGCGACGAAACAGGGCAUGCGCCAGAGAGAGACACAGACAGCGGAGGGUCGGGGGUCGGCGCCACCGCUCUUUCCGGAUGCUCGGGGCGCUGCCAGGCAUCCACCUCGCGACGCCAGAGACCGUCUGCUUAUCGGCUGACAGCAGAAUGUCUUCCCUUUCCUCCUUGGGCAGUCAGUUGACUCGCUCUCUGAGUCCUCGCUCCGGAGCUGCGUCGCCGGGAAGCGCCGCUGCUUCCUCUGCGCCGUCGUCGAGGCCGUCUGCGUAUAGGGCUUUCCUCAAAUUGAAACAAAGGAGGCGGCAGGUGCGGAUGCAGAGACGACAGAGAGCGAGGACUGGGCUCGCCGGACGCAGUGGCGCGCCACACGAUGCGUGCGUCGACAAGAGCGGGAGUCCUUGCCGCGUCCAGAAGGAAGGCGGUUCUGUGGAGAGCGCCGCCGCGCCCGCAGAGGCAGAGGCUGAGCGAGGCGCGGGACGCGGCUGUCGCCAGCGAACAGCCCACGAGGCAGCGACGCCGCCGGAGGUCUCCUUCUCUGGCGGCGGCCCUCCAGAAUGUGGGCGAGAGGACAAGGAGAAGGCUGGAGCGCAGGAAGGCGCGGCGGAAGGACGACAGCAGACAGGGCGCAACGAAGAGCUGCGUGCACGUGAGGGAGAGGCAGAGUCCCCUCCCGGAGGCUGCCUACCGGCUGUCGAAAAAUCGGCACUCACGCAGAAGGGAGAAGGGAACAAACGGCUCCAUGCCGCGGCGCUUGUUUACCCCAACGCAUGGUGGUGGUCGUCUGCGCUGGUGGCGCACAACGCCUUAGCGUGA
This is a messenger RNA of Besnoitia besnoiti, 2043 nucleotides long. RefSeq lists its product as uncharacterized. NCBI's taxonomy places the organism in Eukaryota, Apicomplexa, Conoidasida, Eucoccidiorida, Sarcocystidae. The record is from RefSeq and is a predicted model, not a curated record. The transcript has a single exon. The coding region runs from base 1 to 2043 and encodes 680 amino acids.